AUGUUGUCCACCCUCAGAAUCGCCAGCCGUAAGGCUGCUACCCGUGACGCUAGUGUGCGCACCGUUAUUGUCGGCGCCAGACACGCCUCCGCCUGGUCCAACGUGCCUCAGGGUCCUCCCGAUGCCAUCCUGGGUAUCACCGAGGCCUACAAGGCCGACACCUUCCAGGAGAAGAUCAACCUGGGUGUCGGUGCUUACCGUGAUGACAAGGGCAAGCCCUACGUCCUGCCUUCCGUCCGUGCUGCGGAGGACAAGGUUGUCGCCUCCGGCUACGACAAGGAAUACGCCGGUAUCACCGGUAUCCCUGCCUUCACCAAGGCUGCUGCUGAGCUGGCCUACGGUUCUGACUCCGCCGUCCUCAAGGAGGACCGUCUCGUCAUCACCCAGACCAUCUCCGGUACCGGUGCUCUGAGAAUCGGUGGUGCUUUCCUGCAGCGCUUCUACCCUCACGCGAAGAAGGUCUACCUUCCCACCCCCAGCUGGGCCAACCACGCCGCUGUCUUCAAGGACUCCGGUCUGGAGGUCGGACAGUACCGCUACUACAACAAGGACACCAUUGGCCUCGACUUCGAGGGUCUGCUGGCCGACAUCAAGGCUGCUCCCGAGAACAGCAUCAUCCUUCUCCACGCCUGCGCUCACAACCCCACCGGUGUCGACCCCACCCAGGACCAAUGGCGCCAGAUCAGCGACGUCAUGAAGCAGAAGGGUCACUUUGCCUUCUUCGACAUGGCCUACCAGGGCUUUGCCAGUGGUAACGCUGACCAGGAUGCCUUUGCUCCCCGUCACUUCGUGAAGGAGGGUCACAACAUUGCUCUCUGCCAGAGUUUCGCCAAGAACAUGGGUCUGUACGGCGAGCGUGUCGGUGCCUUCUCCCUCGUCUGCGAGUCCGCCGAGGAGAAGAAGCGUGUGGAUUCUCAGAUCAAGAUCCUCAUCCGUCCCUUCUACUCCAACCCUCCCAUCCACGGUGCCCGCAUCGCCUCGACCAUCAUGAACGACGCCAAGCUCAACGAGCAGUGGCUGGGUGAGGUCAAGGGCAUGGCCGACCGCAUCAUUGAGAUGCGCGCUCUCCUCCGCAAGAACCUGGAGGAGCUUGGCAGCAAGCACGACUGGUCUCACAUCACCAGCCAGAUCGGCAUGUUCGCCUACACUGGUCUCAAGCCCGAGCAGAUGGACGCUCUGGCCAAGGAGCACUCCGUCUACGCCACCAAGGACGGCCGUAUCUCCGUGGCCGGUAUCACCAGCGGCAACGUCAAGCGUCUCGCCGAGUCCAUCUACAAGAUCACCGGUUAA
Molecule: messenger RNA, 1290 nt
Organism: Aspergillus luchuensis
Lineage: Eukaryota; Fungi; Ascomycota; Eurotiomycetes; Eurotiales; Aspergillaceae
Gene: GOT2
Product: putative aspartate aminotransferase
Exons: 6
Coding region: 1-1290 (429 amino acids)
Biological process (GO): L-aspartate catabolic process; biosynthetic process
Cellular component (GO): mitochondrion
Molecular function (GO): L-aspartate:2-oxoglutarate transaminase activity; pyridoxal phosphate binding
Source: RefSeq, a predicted model, not a curated record